Molecule: messenger RNA, 3152 nt
Organism: Drosophila guanche
Lineage: Eukaryota; Metazoa; Arthropoda; Insecta; Diptera; Drosophilidae
Gene: Rnb
Exons: 7
Coding region: 1-2919 (972 amino acids)
Biological process (GO): anatomical structure morphogenesis
Cellular component (GO): cytosol
Molecular function (GO): protein binding
Source: RefSeq, a predicted model, not a curated record
AUGUUAUGGACCUUGGAGCAGGUGGAGGGCAUGCUAAAUGUCCUCAAACACUCGACAGAUCGAACUGUUGUGUACAAGUGCCUGGUUAAGUUGCGCACAGAUCUGGUUAAAGACAAGGAUGGAAUAGUUUUGUUUCGUACAGCUGGUGGCGUUCCCAUAAUGGUUCGUUUGAUAACCAAGCUAAAUGAAAAGAUCAUGGAAGUGGUUCUGAGUAUAUUGGGAAAUUGCUGCACUGACGAGCAGGCCUGCAUUGAGGCUGUCGAGUGCAAGGUAAUCUCUCCCCUGGUUACUAUUUUGAAGACAAUACCCAAUCCUGUGAUUCAAUGCCGCGCCUGCCGAAUGCUGGGCAAUCUGGCAAAGAGCAAGAAGGCAUCGCAGUUCCUCAAUGUGCAUUAUGCUGCGAUUGCUCCGGCCAUUUGUCACAUCAUUGAAUCCACAAGUUCUGUUCAGACGAGAAUUAUGGCAUUCCGCGUUUGUCGCUUCCUGCUGGUCAGCAGUCAGUUCCUUAGACAUUUUCUUGCUGCAAACGGAUUCCUGCAGAUGAUGCGGAUUUUUGUGGGUGUCAUGAAGAACACCGAGGCACCCAAGGAGCAACCAACCCAGGACAUUGAGGUGUCGGCGCUGAUGGGCCUAAAGCGGAACCAGCAUCGCGAGAAAUACUUCGAGGAGGUGGCCCGCAAUCUGGAGGGUGUGCGAAGCGAUAUCUUCGACCACCAGAUGUUAAAGUACUCGACGCGAAACUGCGACUAUGUGCUGCCCAAGGAAAACGAGGCCAUCGAGCUGGCGCAAGAGAUACUUAAAUGUCUUGUCUUGCUGUCUGCCCAACCGAUCGGCCUGAAGGCAUGGGAGCCUGUCUCGCGCACUUCUUCGCUGGCAUCGAUUGUUUACUUUGCCAAGGAGGACAGCGAUCAGCGAUCUUCAGCACUGAAGAUUCUUUCGAACUUCUGCAAGGAUCCCUACGCCUUCUACAUGCUGAGUACGGCGGAUGCCAUUGUGGCUGCCUGCGAGAUGCUCAUGGCUGUUAACAUGGCCAAGCCGCUGACAGAGAGCGAGAGCCGACAUUGCAUUAAUAUUGUAUCGACGCUGUCCACGGAUGCCUGUAGUCGCUCGAAAAUCCGACGCUGUGGAGCUCUGCGCAAGCUGGUGGCCAUGAUCCGGGACUCGCACUCCCAGAGCGAGCGCUCGUCACUGUUUCACAUCUUUAACAACUUUCAGUAUGACAACUUGAGCAUGGAGCUGUUGCUGUAUGAGGGUCUGGUUCCAUUGCUGGUUAGGGAACUGAACGACUAUCUGGUCAGCGAUGACGAGCAUCACAAACGUCGCCGUGAGGAGCGCCUGCAGGGUGGGAAGAAGCGAAAAAUAUCCGAGCUGGCCACACAGGAAACGACAAUCAAGUUUGCGAAAACUCUUGAUUCUUCGGACUUUGAUUCGCCCAGCAGUUCGCCGCGUUCGUAUCGCACCACCAGUCCGUGCAGCUCGCGCAGCAUGUCCCCAUCCUCGAAUCUGUUGGCCAAUGAUGAUGAUGAUAAUUAUUCACCGGCUUGCAGCGACGAUGAGGAUGAAGAUGAUAAUUCCACCACGAACAAUGACACGCGAGAUCGACGAAUAGCCGCCAAUCGUGCCCAGGCCUCGAAUGUCUUGGAUAUCUUAAAGCUAAUUGAUGACGGCAGUGAACCCAUUGACGACACUCUGUCCGACAAGGAAGACUUUGAGGAACUCAGUUCAGAUGUGCCUCCUUUGUCGCAGAUGUCCCAGUUUCGGAAUCAGGCAGGCGACACAAUAGACAUCAUUGAGAAUCUUCUGUACCGCAUUACCUUGAUGUUGAAUAAGCGAAUGGAGCUGGGCAAGCCGGAGACGCUGGAUACGCUCAUAAGGGCAAUCAAUUUGUUUGGUGCAAACAACAACUUUGCCAAUGCCCUGACAAAUAUUCUGCUGGAGAGCCAGUUCUUUGCCCAGAUCAUCAAACAUGGCGUGGUCCAUCAACUUUAUCAGCUCACAAAAGUGGAGGAGAUGCGCAAAGAUGGAUUUGCAUUUCUGGAAACGCUUACCAAUGUGGGCGAAUCGAAUUAUGGCAAAGAGGAGCUGGUACGACUCUUGCGCUGCGACGAUCCCAAUGCCCAGCAACGUGCUGCGAUAUCCGUGGCAUACAUCAUCAAGAACCCCCGUCUGCUGUAUCAGUUUCUCAAUGACGGAAAUGCCUUGAACUUGCUCUUUGAGCUGCUGCUACGCAAGAGCGAGGAUCUGUAUGCGGAUGAGGCAGCGGAUGCUGUAACAUCCAUGUCACGGUACACUCUGGGCAUCUCGUUGCCCGAAGCCGAUCCUGCGGACAGCACAGCUGGCAUCUGCACUCAGCAGUUGAAUGAUUCGACGCCAAUGCACGAGAACUGCGAUAUGCGAUUUAUUGUCAGCAAAGAAGGCGACGCCCCACAUAGUAUUGGCUUUAACAAGCAGCUGCUUUGCGAGAGCAGUGAGGUCUUCAACAGGAUGCUCAACAGCGACUUCCGCGAGGGCCAUCAUGGCGAGAUUCAGCUGCAGGACUAUACGGCCUGCGGUCUGCGAUAUUUUCUGCAUUUAAUUGGCUGCCACGAGCAGCACUUGGGCCAGCCAAAUUACUCCGCCUUGAUUCAGGCAUUCGAGAUGUCUCGCGUGUACAUUAUACCCGAGUUGGAGGUCAUUUUGCAACAGCGUCUCGUCCAGUUCCUAGAUGCCCACAACUGCCUGCGUCUGCUUGAGUGGGCUCUGAAGAACUACCACGCAGACUUAACUGAGACGGCCAUCAGCUUCUAUCUCUCCUCGGCACUGCCCGCGCAAGAAAAGCUUCUGCUUUUCCGUGCCGCCGAGGACUCGACCUAUGCCAGCGAGUGGUUCCAGCUGCUCAAUGAUGCGGUCUUCGAGCGAUGCCGCAGCACCGGCUACUAAACCACCUCCAUUCUGUGAUUGUGUUUUCCUUUCUAUUUGUUUUUAUGAUGUGUGUGUGUGUUAUAUGUGUAUGUAUACUUAGUGCAUGUUUGUGUUUGUAACCCAUUCCAAGAGAAGACAGGACAGGACCGAAAGGCGGACCCCUGGGUGCAUUUUACUCAAUUUUAUUAGCCACAGCCCUAGCCAAGUAUUUUAAUGUGCUCCAGUAAAUGUUUAGACUACCAACUACCCAA